Messenger RNA from Scheffersomyces stipitis CBS 6054, 1476 nucleotides. RefSeq lists its product as uncharacterized. NCBI's taxonomy places the organism in Eukaryota, Fungi, Ascomycota, Pichiomycetes, Serinales, Debaryomycetaceae. Bases 63 to 809 code for a protein of 248 amino acids. The record is from RefSeq and is a predicted model, not a curated record. The transcript has a single exon.
ACCUAACACAUUUUCAUACAACCAAUAAUUUUUCACUAGUCCGAACAUUACGCUUAUCUUUCAUGAUGUUCUACCCACACCAAUUCCCCAAUAACGACCGCAAUUUCGAGCCAAACAUGCCUCUGAAACAUGAGAGCCCACGCAAGAAGCACAUCGACCACACAAAGGAAGAUCUCAUCCACAAAAACAGAAGCAAUUUCGAAAUCACCGUCGAGGUCAAGGACGAGUUGUCCUACUUGCGUUUCUACAGCAAUAUUAGGGCCAAUGUCAGAAACUCACCAGAAGUAGCAAAGUAUUUGGUUCUUGACUACUUGCCAUUGGACUAUGAUGCACAACUUGAAUACACUCAAAAAGUACGGGAUGCCGAGGAUUGUUGUCUCGACGACCACCAUGGUAACCUUUACUUGAACCAGCAAUUGAUGCAAGCCGUAGCACCGGAAUUGCUCCAUUUGGUUUCUUUCAACUACACCUUCAACUGCAACUUCGAAGCCCUCAAGCAGUACUUCAAUGCCAGGAUCAAUGCCUUUUUCUUGUUAAGUUUGGAAAACAAACUUGAUUUCGAUUCAUCUCGUGUCCUACAAUUCCUCAUUGACUUGGACACUAUCAGCAAGGUGUACAAGUUCAUCUUCAGGGAAGACCCUAAUCAUCAGUUGAAAUUGCAAUGGAUCAUGAAUGCCAUCAGCAAAGACAAACUGAAUGCUGGUAUAUUACUUGAUAUACAGCUGAAAUGGGAGAAGAUCAACUUGGAUCCAAUGUAUAUCAGAAGACUUUUGACGUCUUAUUCCAAUCUGCGUUGGAAGAAGAAGUAGUCCGCUGAAACGACCCAUUUUGUAAUCUUUUCUUGCAUCUACCUGUACUAUAUGUUUACAUUUAAUAAUAACGAAUUUAAGGUAAGUUGGGUUGUAGUUGCCAGUGUCAUAGUCUACUAGGGCAAUUCGUCAAAAUUAAAACAAAGGAUUCAGGAGAGGUCAUUAGUUAACCGCUUCUUCUUGGAAGUGGUAGCUGAGACUAUUAGACCCUUGUAGAUAAGCAAUGAGUGCAAGGGCACAUAUUUUUGUAAGGGUUACCGAUUAUACUUGUAAUUGAACAGGGAAAAUGAAUUAGAGGCUGAGUCUAACUCUCAGAGAUACUCCAGAAAUUGAAUUAUUAGACAACCAGGACACGUUAACCAUUUAGUUGACGAAACCUAAAUUGCAUACGUCUCCUCUUAAUGGUGUAGAUUGGCAAUUAAUAAGGCUGCGAAAAACUGUUGAUGAGAUGUUAAACGAUGAUUCAAGCCCUUGGUAACACGAAUAUGAAACAUAAAUGGGGAACACGUUCUUUCUCGGUCAAUUGUAGCCUCCUAAUUAGGAAUCCAAUGUUCGACAUGACCCCUGUUUAAGCUACGAGAUAAGAUUGCAAAAUGUGGAGAUCUUGGUUAUCAUCCUUUGUGUAGUCCCAAAUAGGAAAAUUGUAACUGAGACAUAAAUCAAACUG